This is a messenger RNA of Cydia pomonella (codling moth), 1098 nucleotides long. RefSeq lists its product as uncharacterized. NCBI's taxonomy places the organism in Eukaryota, Metazoa, Arthropoda, Insecta, Lepidoptera, Tortricidae. The record is from RefSeq and is a predicted model, not a curated record. The coding region runs from base 60 to 1034 and encodes 324 amino acids. The transcript has 7 exons.
AAAUGAUUUCAGAGUUGUCAUAAACUGGAUUGUGCGCAUUUUGACGGCCAGCCGUAAAGAUGAAAUCUGUAAUCAUCUUAAUUUUCUCCCAUGUAUUACUAAUUGCCGCUUUGCCCUUUUUUAAAACGGGCAAAUACGAUUGGUUUUGGAAGAAAGAUUUCGAGGAUAAUACAAAACACGACAAUGACCCGAUUAAAGAAUUCUUCCGGAGGAGCACCACACGUCGCCCUCAUGAAGCUGUCACAGAGCAACCAGAUUACGACCAUACUGCCGAUUCUGAUUAUUCCACACAAGACGAUCUUACAGCUGAACCAGAUUAUUAUACCACAGAGGAAUAUAGAACAGAACCAGAUUAUAAUCCAGACGAAACUUCAUACGGACCAGCUGAUUAUAACACAGAAGAACCAGAUACAGAACCCGAUUAUUAUAACACAGGGGAACCUGUGACAGAACCCGAGUAUUAUAUCACAGAGGCCCCUACAGAACCCGAGUAUUAUAACACAGAGGGACCUACCGAACCCGAGUAUGAAACCACAGUAGAACCUUCAACGGAACCAGAAGACACAAUAGAAAAUGACAAAAUACGAAACAAUGCGUAUUAUGAAAAACGCAAAAAACAGGCCCUAAGCUGUGAAGGCAACGAACAAGUUACGUUUAAGUUGGAUGAAAUUGGCAAACCAACCUGUCAGUUAUGUACGUGUAACGGCGAAGGAAUCUUACUAUGCUCCAGAAUCUCGUGCUCGGACACUGGUUUAGAUGUUGGGGAACAUCAUGAAAAAUUGUUGCACAACUCUGAUAGCACGGUCAGUCUGAUCCUGCGCGAAUACGCGACUGACUGUAAGCCAGGGACAACCGUACAAGCUUCACAGUGUACUUGCUCCUGCGUCCUUCCGAGCGUUAUGUCUUGCCCGAAGGACUGUUUCUCUGCGGACACCGACGACGUUACCGUCCCUAGUGACAUCAUAGAAAGUUACGGGAUAACAAUGAUUGAGGAAGAAGAAGAAGUGUUUGAUGGUGUCCACGGAAAGCAUUAAAGCAUAAAAUACGAUCGACUAGAUAUGUGCGCACAAUCUGCAAUUAAAUUGGUUUGUGUCCGUC